Prorocentrum cordatum is the source of this 391-nucleotide messenger RNA. The record is from the annotation of a GenBank genome assembly. NCBI's taxonomy places the organism in Eukaryota, Dinophyceae, Prorocentrales, Prorocentraceae.
AGCCGAUUCGGCUCACGUCUUUCACGGGCGGCGGAGGGAGCGCCGCGCCCGCGGGGCCCGGCGGCUCGCUUUGCCGCGGCCGAUGAGGCCAAUCGAGGACCGGGAGGCCACCUCGGACGUCUCCCCGAAGCUGGGGGUCGCAGCGUGCUCCUCUACGGCCUCCGAGCCAUCCACCGCCAACAGCUGUCGUCCUCCGCGUCCUCCACGUCUUCCGAGCCCUCCGGACGCUCCGUGGUGACGCUGGUCUUCGAGCUCCUCCACGGUCAGACCGAGUGGGGCGAGUCCAUUGGCGUGGUCGGUGACUGCGAGGGGCUGGGCGCUUGGAGGCCGGAGAGUGGCGCCUACCUUGCCACCGACCCCGGCAGCUACCCGCUGUGGCGCGGCAGCCAGG